This is a messenger RNA of Daphnia magna, 1105 nucleotides long. RefSeq lists its product as uncharacterized. The transcript has 5 exons. Bases 152 to 928 code for a protein of 258 amino acids. The record is from RefSeq and is a predicted model, not a curated record. NCBI's taxonomy places the organism in Eukaryota, Metazoa, Arthropoda, Branchiopoda, Diplostraca, Daphniidae.
AAGUUUCUCGAGAAACACGGGAAGGCUGUAUAGCAUACAUUAACACAUUAAAGAACGGAAAGAAAAUGAAUAUCUUUUGAGGCCUAUAAAAGAGCAAGAGGGUUGAAAGAGGGUAGUUUAGUAACACUCCAGCACUCAACAACUGCACAAGAUGAAAUUGGCGUUGAUCUUCCUCACUUGCUUCGUUAGUCUGUCGUACCAACAGCGAUACGUAUGGCCAAUGCCCUACGCUCCAAGGGCUCACUUGAUGCCAUUGUUCUACGCUGACGGACAACCAGCAGCUGACGUUGAAAUUCUACCUGAAAUCAAGGAAAUCGAUAACCAAGCCAAAAUCGAACCCGAAAUUCAGCAAGACAACGAGAAGGUCUUUUUAGGCAACGCUGUGUUGAAUUUUAGACCCUUCACCACGACCACCACUUUUACCUCAACUUCUGUUUCCGUUGUGUCAACUCCAACGACCGUCAAAUGCAUCCCUUCAACCCAGUUUUCGAUUGCUACUGCUGCUAAUGCAGGUGUGAAUCCACCAGUGGUUGAAGUUCGCGCCACGUCAGCUUGUGCCCGUCGUCGUCGUGAUCUGGAACAUCUUUUAGCCGACGCUGAUUUAGCUAAGGCAUCCAUCGAACCCGCUCAACCAAUCGCCCUCGAAGUGUCUGCCGUUGAACCGCUGCCGGUGGCUGAUGCGAAGGAAGCGAGUUUCACCGAACCUGAAAUUGAAUCUUCGCAAUUGAUGAAUCUGUCGCCUGAAGUCGUACAAGAUGAUCCUAGCAAAGAAGAUAGGGGCUUGCUUAAUUUGAGCCUCACGACAACCAUAUCGGUGACCGCAGUAACUACGGUGUUCUCUUUCGUUGGCGCUACUAUGAAAAACACUGCCAGUAUCGCAGCUGAUGGCGCGCUGCAAUGCCUUCCAUCCGGAUUUUUAGUCUGCUAAAAAAUUUUCGAAUAAAGAUCCACCGACUUUUGCUGCGUUUUGUUUUCCAAACCAAGGCGAUUUUCCCCCGUAAUUAUUUGUUUGCUCCAUUUAAUUUAUAUCGACAUGAUUAACCGAUUACGAUGGUAGUGUGUAAUAAUCAGUUAGAGAUUAUCAGAAUACAUGAUUUCAAUAAAA